Molecule: messenger RNA, 810 nt
Organism: Lathyrus sativus (Indian pea)
Lineage: Eukaryota; Viridiplantae; Streptophyta; Magnoliopsida; Fabales; Fabaceae
Source: the annotation of a GenBank genome assembly
AUGACCAACAAAAAGCGAAAGAGACACAGCAAAAAUGACGCGUCAAACAAGAACCAGAAAUCACCAACUAACGAGGAGCGAAAGAUUACAUCACCUUCUACUACUAAGCGUACAAAGUCGAAUGAAUCUUCCAGCUUUCUCGAAAAGAUGCGAGCGAGGUUAUCUGGUGGUCACUUUAGGAUGAUUAACGAGAAGCUCUACACUUGCACUGGGAAGGAAGCACUUCAUUAUUUCCGCGAAGAUUCAUCUCUGUUUAACUUGUAUCAUGAAGGGUACAAAACACAAAUGUCUAAUUGGCCAGAAAAGCCAGUUGAUGUUAUUAUCAAGUGGCUGAAAAAACAGAACCCUUCUUUUGUUGUUGCUGAUUUUGGUUGCGGGGAAGCACUCAUUUCCAAAAGCGUGAAGAAUACCGUCUUCUCUCUAGACCUCGUCUCCAACGAUCCCAAUGUAAUUGCUUGUGACAUGGCAAAUACUCCACUAGGCUCAUCAUCUGCUGAUGUUGCUGUGUUCUGUCUCUCAUUGAUGGGAACCAACUAUCAAACUUACCUUGAAGAAGCAUACCGGGUGCUUAAGCCUGGUGGGUGGCUCUUGAUUGCAGAAGUAAAGAGCAGGUUUGAUCCAAACAAUGGAGGAGCAGACCCUGAGAAGUUCUCAAAGGCUAUUUCAGAGCUAGGAUUUAGCUCUGUCAAAAGUGACUUGUCAAAUAAAAUGUUUAUUUUGUUUUACUUCACAAAAAUGGGAAAGCAAAAUUCUAAGAGGAAGGAAAUCGAAUGGCCGUCACUUAAACCUUGCUUGUACAAGCGACGGUGA